CCCAUCACCAAAGUGAACAGGGUGUGGGGACGGUGCCUUGCUCAGAGCACCUCAGUGGUAACUUGGCAGCUGGUGGACUCAAACCUGAAGUCCGCUUCCAUAAGCACUAAACCACCACUGCCCCCAUAAAGCAGUCUUCUGAGUGUAUGUAAUCCAGAAAAAAGUUGGAUUUAACAUUAACAAAAAACAAAGCCAAUGCAGCGUUAGACAAAAUGUUAGACAUACAGUAUAUCAUAUUAUACCCAGUUUUACACCAUGAAAAAUGAAUCACCUAUCAUCCAAAGCAGACAGAGCUGUUGUAGUCUUUGCAGGAUUUUUAUAUCUAGAAAUGUUGACAUCUACAGCUAUAUCUAGGCUUUAUAAAAAUGAAGGCCUUAUAAGGUAGCAAGUGUCACAGUUACAUACUGUAGAAACAUUUUUUUACCAUGACAGUAUUUGUUUGUUCAGUAAUUUGGUAAAGUGAUUCAGUGAUAUUCAGCGUUCAGUGUGGGUGUAUUUACAGCUUACUAUAAGUGUUCUGCUGAAACAAACAGGAAAUAGUUUAUCAGCUCUUACCAACACCAUGUCCAUCAACAACCAAACCCACACCCGGCCCUGAUGCUGUUUCAUUUUAGUCAGACUCACUGCUGGUCGCUGUUCUCUGAAUUGGGCUCAAGAGACUUCAGUUUUACAGACACAUCUGGAUCCAAUCACACGGUGGAAGGAGGAGAAGAAGGGAGGAGGGUCAUUUCUGCAGGUCUUGAAUUAAACACAGGAACGGGAAACCUUUCUAGCUGAAAACAAAAGAGACGUAGCAGAAGAAGAGCAAAAAUGUGGACUUCAAAAAUGCUGGUCUUCAUCACAGUAAUGUCUCUCUUAUGUGGAGCUACAGUGUCUUUGAAUUCUUCUGAACACCAGUGCUCGGGGAUGUCUUUCCGUCUGCGGGCAUUCAAACUCAUGACUUCCUGUAACGUCACAACCUUAACGGAGAGGCAUCUGAAGGAAAUCCAGGCACCACCCACGACACGUUACCUGCCACUCUUGUACCUGGUGGCAUUUGUAAUAGGUUUCCCAUCAAACCUGCUGGCUCUCUGGGUUCUGGUGUUCCGAACUAAACCCCAGCCUUCCACCAUACUGCUCAUCAACCUGACAUUAGCCGAUGUGCUGCUGUUGCUGGUGUUGCCAUUUCGUAUUGUAUACCAUUUUCGAGGGAAUCACUGGAGUCUGGGGGAACCAUUCUGUCGUUUUGUUAUUGCCGCAUUUUAUGGCAAUAUGUAUGGAUCUGUGGUGUGUUUGGCUUGCAUAGCUCUGGACCGAUACAUUGCACUGGUUCACCCGUUCAAUGCUAAGGUGUUGCGCAGCCGGCGGACAUCUUUGUACAUGACAGCUGUAGUUUGGGUAGUGGUUCUGGCUGCAAUGCUUCCCCUGCUAAUGUCACAGCAGACAUAUAUAUUGGACGAGCUUCAUAUCACCACCUGCCACGAUGCCCUUCCUGAAGAAGAGCAGGAGAAUUAUUUCCUGCCAUACUUUGCUACUUUGUUCUCUAUCUGUUUCCUGUUGCCCUUCAUGAUUGUUAUAUUCUGUUACUGUAGUGUGUUGCGCACCCUGCUAGCUGAAGGCAAGCGAUAUGGUCACGCUAUUCGAGUGACAGUACUUAUUUUGCUUGUCUUUACUGUAUGCCUCCUACCCAGUAAUGUUCUCCUCCUCCUCACUUACUCAGACAACUUCCUCGAAGGAGAUGGGGAGGACAUCUAUGUCCCGUAUAUGAUAAGCUUAUCAGUUAGCACCUUCAACAGUGUGAUUGACCCGUUCAUCUUCUACUAUGUGUCACCAGAAUUUAGGGGAAAAGUGCACAAUGCACUCAGCUGCAGUAAUAUCUCAGACACCACAACAGCUUCUGCAAACAAUGUGUCAUCUUCGGCAGUGUCAUCCUCUGGCUUAAGGUCAAAAGGAACCCUGCUGUCCGAGCUAGGUCAGCGGGGAGCUUCACAGACGGAGUGAAGAGAAGAAGUCAGAACAAGUCCAUGUGAGUCACUGUCAGAGAAGAACAGCUGAUCGCCUUGCCUUUUACAUGGGCAUAAAAACUAAGUUAUUGGUUGACUGGUUGGCUGUGUGAUGCCACUCUUAUAGACUGUUGGUUCAGAACAGAGAACUGAAUACAAAAACUUGACCUUUAUUUUGACUUGAAGAACAAAAUCUUAAGAAAAAGAACAAAAAAUGACUUUCCUAUAUUUUUUACCUUCUUUAUUAUUUUAUUUCUUUGUAAUAUUUUAUUUUAUUUUGCUGAGAUAUUGUCACAGUUCUUCCCUAUAUUUUAUGCAUUAAAA
Cynoglossus semilaevis (tongue sole) is the source of this 2306-nucleotide messenger RNA. Its product is annotated as F2R like thrombin or trypsin receptor 3. The record is from RefSeq and is a predicted model, not a curated record. Lineage: Eukaryota; Metazoa; Chordata; Actinopteri; Pleuronectiformes; Cynoglossidae. Gene Ontology annotation, molecular function: thrombin-activated receptor activity. Gene Ontology annotation, cellular component: plasma membrane. The coding region runs from base 811 to 1980 and encodes 389 amino acids. The transcript has 2 exons. Gene Ontology annotation, biological process: phospholipase C-activating G protein-coupled receptor signaling pathway; blood coagulation; positive regulation of Rho protein signal transduction.